AGCAAGAGGAAGCAAUGCAACUGCAAGAACUCAAAGUGCCUGAAGCUCUACUGCGAAUGCUUCGCCUCCGGGUCCUACUGCAACCUCUCCUGCAACUGCCAGCUGUGUCAGAACAACGAAAACUACGAGAAGCAGAGAAAGUCGGCGAUCGACGCGACGCUGGAGCGAAAUCCUCUAGCCUUUCAACCCAAGAUCGCAUCCAGCGCUCCUCCCGGCAUCGAGGACUCGCCGGUGCAGGGGAGGCACACCAAGGGUUGUCACUGCAAGAAGAGUGGGUGCCUGAAGAAGUACUGCGAGUGCUUCCAGGCAGGAGUCCUGUGCUCGGCUCAGUGCAAGUGCCACGAGUGCAGGAAC
Molecule: messenger RNA, 354 nt
Organism: Guillardia theta CCMP2712
Lineage: Eukaryota; Cryptophyceae; Pyrenomonadales; Geminigeraceae
Exons: 1
Biological process (GO): regulation of DNA-templated transcription
Cellular component (GO): nucleus
Source: RefSeq, a predicted model, not a curated record